Momordica charantia (bitter melon) is the source of this 1283-nucleotide messenger RNA. The record is from RefSeq and is a predicted model, not a curated record. Lineage: Eukaryota; Viridiplantae; Streptophyta; Magnoliopsida; Cucurbitales; Cucurbitaceae.
ACCGACAGGUAGGAAGUCAUCUUGAAGGUGUUCCGUUUUACGGUUCGAGGGGCGAUAUCUCUACGGCAGAGAUUCAUAGUAGGAUCAUAGGGAGUAAAAGAAGCAUAUCGGAUUCUACUUUUAUGGGGUCGUAUAGAGAUGGAGUUCCACACAUGCCUUCCGAGUCGCAUCAUAGCUUGCAUCUGAUGAAGACAUUACGAAAUGGAGCAGGCGGGGAGCGAAACCGAAGAUCUAACGACGAUGAAGUAACACUUGGGAUGCAGCAGCCAAUGAGGCCAAGUUCUGCAUCGAUUAUUUUUCAACCUCAUAUUGGAAGUGGUAGUAGACUCGAUACCGAUGUUACCAAGUGGGAGAGAUCGACUCUUAUGAACAUUGGUCCUGCUCCAACAGUACAGUACUCUCCGCGUGGGACAUUCGUACCUUUCCCCCCUCAGUUACCAACAAACAGAUUCAGAGAUGUCAAUCUUGUUCCUCCAAAUAUAUCUCAGUCUGCUGCAGACGAGGGAUCUCGAACUGGUAUCAAAGGUCCUGGGAUCUUGAGUUCGAGUAAUCCCGGUUCUGAGAGAAACUCAUCGAUCCUGCUCCCGAGUUGCAGCCUGCAAAAGUCCACGACUAAUGUUGUAGAGCACGAACCUUCAAUUCCUUCGAGUCGACGUGGUCUUGCAUCUGCUAAUCGGCAGAUGACGAUAUUUUACGGCGGUCAAGCUCAUGUCUUUGAUGAUGUUCAUCCAAACAAGGCAGAUGUCAUAAUGGCCUUAGCUGGAUCGAACGGCGGGUCGUGGUCGACUAGCUAUGCAACAAAGCCAUCUGCUAGGCCAGUUAACGAGAACCAGAUUCCAGGCGGAGAACUCGAUAUCGGUAUGACAAGUAAUACUACCUCGCCAUUCGCAAAAGAAGCUCGUGGGAAGCUCUGUGUUGCUGGGAGUUCCGCUCCUGUAGCUGGCUCUGUCGAGAGAGUCUCAACAUUAGCAGGAGGAGCUCCUCAUGGUAGAGACCAAGUUCAGGGAGGAGAUUCCAGUAUGGAGAAGAAGAGAGAGCUGUAAGAUUAGUUCCUCAACUCAAAACAAAUGCAGCGGAUGUUUUAAGGAAUUGUCGUGGCGCCCGCCCUCGUUUCGGUACUAUUUAGCUUCGAUUUUUAUUGUAUUUUCUUACCUUUUGAUCUUGGGGGGGUUGCAAUUUUCUUGUUGAUGGGAAUGUGGAGAGAUUAUGGAUGGGAUUCCAGAUUAUAUGAAUGGUUUAGCUUGAUGAGCAAUGGAAAUUAAUCCCCUUCUCUUUAUAUGGAA